Myotis lucifugus (little brown bat) is the source of this 3872-nucleotide messenger RNA. It is a transcript of the gene CEP76, whose product is annotated as centrosomal protein 76. The record is from RefSeq and is a predicted model, not a curated record. NCBI's taxonomy places the organism in Eukaryota, Metazoa, Chordata, Mammalia, Chiroptera, Vespertilionidae.
CCCCUCGCCUGACGCGGCGUCGCGUCCCCCGGGAGCUGCGCGAGGCGAGCGGUCCUGCCGGCUCCGUGCUCAGCCCCGACUAAGGCUCCGAGGCGGGCCGGGGCGCGCCGCGUGUUUGGAGCGCCUGCAGCGGAGAGAGUCGGCGGCGAGGCUCCGGCCCCAGCAUGUCGCUGCCUCCGGAGAAAGCCUUUGAGCUGAAACAGCUCAUCCACCAGCAGCUGAGCAAGAUGGACGUGCAUGGCAGAAUAAGAGAAAUCCUUGCUGAGACGAUACGGGAAGAACUGGCUCCUGAUCAACAGCAGUUAUCGACAGAAGAUUUGAUCAAAGCUCUUAGACGUCGGGGAAUCAUUGACGAUGUGAUGAAAGAACUUAAUUUUGUUACUGAUAAUGUUGAUCAAGAACCCCCUCCCUCUCCAAAACAACCAGUUUGUUUUACUGAUAGACAAUCAACGUUGUUAAAAAAAACUAAUAUUGAUCCAACACGGAGGUAUCUUUACCUUCAGGUUUUGGGUGGAAAAGCUUUCUUGGAACAUCUGCAAGAACCUGAGCCUUUACCGGGACAAGUUUGUUCAACCUUUACAUUAUGUUUGCAUUUUCGAAACCAACGUUUUCGUUCUAAACCUGUUCCAUGUGCCUGUGAACCAGAUUUUCAUGAUGGGUUUUUACUUGAAGUACACAGAGAAAACUUAGGUGAUGGAACUAGAAUGGCUGAUUCAACAACAAUGUUAUCAAUAAGUGAUCCAAUUCAUAUGGUGCUAAUCAAAACAGAUAUAUUUGGUGAGACCACUUUAGUAGCAUCCUAUUUUCUCGAAUGGCGAUCAGUUUUGGGCUCAGAAAAUGGAGCAACCAAUCUUACUGUGGAACUUAUGGGUGUAGGCACAGAAUCAAAAGUUUCUGUGGGAAUUUUAAAUAUAAAACUUGAGAUGUACCCACCACUCAGUCAAACAUUAUCUCAAGAAGUAGUGAACACACAGCUUGCCUUGGAACGUCAGAAAACUGCAGAGAAAGAGCGAUUAUUUCUUGUAUAUGCUAAGCAGUGGUGGAGAGAAUAUUUGCAAAUUCGACCCUCACACAACUCACGGCUGGUUAAGAUUUUUGCUCAGGACGAAAAUGGGAUAAAUAGACCAGUCUGUUCCUAUGUUAAACCACUUCGAGCUGGGCGGCUUCUGGAUACCCCAAGGCAAGCAGCAAGAUUUGUUAAUGUCCUUGGUUAUGAAAGAGCCCCUGUUAUUGGAGGAGGAGGUAAACAGGAACAGUGGUGCACUCUGCUGGCCUUUCUCUGUAGAAACAAGGGUGACUGUGAAGAUCAUGCUAACCUUCUGUGCAGCCUUCUUCUUGGAUAUGGAUUAGAAGCGUUUGUCUGUGUUGGGACUAAGGCAAAAGGAGUACCUCAUGCUUGGGUUAUGACUUGUGGAACUGAUGGAACCAUCACUUUUUGGGAGAGUUUAACAGGACACAGGUACAUCCAUAAAUCUAACAAUCCUGAUGAACCUCCAGUUGCUGAACAGCCCAAACCAUUGUACCCAUAUCGAACAAUUGGUUGUGUUUUCAACCAUCAGAUGUUUCUGGGAAAUUGUCAGCCCUCUGACUCUGUAGAAAUCUGUGUAUUUGAUUUGAAUGAUGAAUCUAAAUGGAAACCCAUGAGUGAAGAAGCAAUUAAAUCUGUGUGUGCUCCAGGAGCUACAACAUCCCUUCCUCCCUUUCCACCUCUUUGUGCAUCCACGAUUGAUGCUUCAGUAACAAGUAAUGAAAUAGAAAUGCAGCUAAGGUUACUAGUGUCAGAACACAGGAAGGAUCUUGGCCUCACUACUGUUUGGGAGGACCAGCUUUCUUAUCUCUUAUCACCAGCUUUGGCUUCUUAUGAAUUUGAGCGAACAACAAGUAUAUCUGCAGGCAAUGAAGAAUUUCAAGAUGCCAUAAGGAGGGCUGUACCUGAUGGUCACACUUUUAAAGGGCUCCCAAUACAUUUUGUGUAUAGAAAUGCAAGGCGUGCAUUUGCCACAUGUCUUCGGUCUCCUUUCUGUGAAGAAAUAAUCUGUUGUCGUGGAGACCAGGUGCGGCUGGCAGUUCGUGUCCGAGUGUUUACUUACCCCGAAUCUGCAUGUGCUGUUUGGAUCAUGUUUGCUUGUAAAUAUCGCUCGGUAUUAUAGGACUAACAUUUGUAUAAGAAUAUACCUGUAUUUUAUUGGAUUUUUACACAUUGUAUAUUACUGCCUGUUUAGAAGUUAUUUUAAAAAUCACAAUCUGGCUUGGGUGUCAUAUUUCAGUUUUGUAUAUACUUGUAGUGUUUGAAAAAAAUAUGUGUCUAUUUAAAAAUUAAGGAUGAAAAACUUGUAUAAAUUUGAGUGGAAUUUAGUAUAAAUUAAGUGCAUAUUCUAUUUUAAUAAAUACUGUUUUAUUUAUAGGUAUCAGUAGUUUAAAUAUGAAUAUAAAAUUAACUCAGUUUUUUUACAUUAAUAAGUAAUCAGAAAGAUGUCUGAGAGUUUAAACCAUAGUAAAAUCAAUAUGAUCAUUAUUUUUCUUAGAUUGAUGGUAUUAUUUGAUAUAAAUUAGGAGAAAUUAACCUCACAACAGAUUUAUUUAUUACAUAGGUUAAAAGACAUUUUGAUGAAUUAUCACUUUUAUAGUUUACCCAUGACCAUAGGGAUAUUUGUGACUUUCCUGAUAUUUAUGGGAAGACUUGAUGCAAGAGUAGGAAAAAACUAGUAACGGAAAAGCACAAAUAUUAACAAACAAACCUCAUAUGAAAGUACAUGAAUAAUUUGUAAGUAUUAGUUUUAUUCAUUAUAAAAAUGAACUAAGUAUUUUAGAAAAAAUUCAUUAUAUCCUUUUGUUGUGAUCCUGACAAAUUGUUUUCUGUAGUUAAUAUUGGCAUUCUGUUGCUGAUUUUCUGUAGUCAAAAAUUCAUCAGUAGCCUUUUCAUGGAUUCCAUCUUCUGAAAACACAUUUUUUAAAAUUUCAUAAUGAUAAAAACAUCAGUGUAUAUGUGACUAAUCUAAAUCAGAAUCAUUGUGUGAGGCUACUUAAAAACACGCAUAUAAGAAUGACUCCAUGAUGUUGGUUUUAAAACUGAGCAAGUUUUAAAAGUGGGCAUUAAAAAAACUAUAGCAGUCUGACUUUUUUUGUAAGAAGCUGCAAAUGUAAGUGAUAGAUUUGACUGUCCUUCAGCAUCUCUGUGCACAGAUUUUACCUUUGUCCUUAGGAACGGUAUACCAGUUGGCUCUGCAAGUUACUGUUUUCAUUAGUUUAAUUUACCAUUGUGAAUACAAUUUAAUGUUUUUUAAAAAAUUAACUAAAGAUAUCUUAAAAUUUACUUUUUGUUUCAUUUUAUUUGCAUAGGAUAAAUAUUUAUUGUUUAACUUGUUUUAAAAGUAUGAGAAUAUUCCUCUUCUGUCAAUUUUCAUUGAAAACAAUAAUUAGAUGUUUCUUGUGAGACAUGACUUGAGAAAAUUAGCAAAAUAAGGAUUAAGACUUUUUUAUGCUGUUGCCAAAAUUACUCAUAAAGUUAUCAAUAGAGAAAAUUGCUUGUUAGGGCUAGGAAUUUUCAACUUUGGGAACAAACUAUUAUGAGGCAUGUACUGUGAGGCAGACUAUAUUAAAAUCAAGGCUAUAUUAUCAUUGAGACUGGGCUUCAUUUAUUUAUAAGAGCUCCUUUGAUAUAAAUUCUAAAAUAAAUUUCCUUUUUAUGCACUUUAAUAGGCAUGAAUUAACAUUUUUCUCUGAAAAUGGUUUAUUUCAAAAGAUUACGUAUUUUAGUGCAUUUAUCACUAAAAUUUCACUAUUACGAUAAUUUUUCUUUAUAAAAAUUAAAGUUACCUUGUGUAUUUAGCUGUCAUAAAAGUUGUUUUUCUAUUAAAAACAAAAUAUUUUGA